Messenger RNA from Labrus mixtus (cuckoo wrasse), 2303 nucleotides. RefSeq names its product nucleoporin 88 (gene nup88). Bases 26 to 2176 code for a protein of 716 amino acids. The transcript has a single exon. Gene Ontology annotation, molecular function: protein binding; structural constituent of nuclear pore. The record is from RefSeq and is a predicted model, not a curated record. Gene Ontology annotation, biological process: mRNA export from nucleus; protein import into nucleus; ribosomal small subunit export from nucleus. Gene Ontology annotation, cellular component: nuclear pore. Lineage: Eukaryota; Metazoa; Chordata; Actinopteri; Labriformes; Labridae.
GAACGCACCCCGGAAAACGGCGAAGAUGGCGGCGUUCAGCGCGGAGCGGUGGUUGGAGGACUUACCAAAUCAUGCGAUUUUCAAACAACUGCGAAGCAAGUUGCAUUUGGAGCCCAAUUUAAACGAGAGGGGGGUCGCUAAAAACCUCACCUUCUGUUUGGGCGGGGACUUCUUCGUGUGGGACGACGCCGACCGCGUUUUCUACACGACCAACCUGCGCCAGUUGAACUCGGACGACAACAGCGGAAGCUACCAGACCUUGCUGUGCAUCAACCAUCCGCACUUCGAGGUGUGCCAGGUGUUGCUGAGUCCCACGCAGCACCACGUGGCUCUCGUCGGGAAACAGGGGGUCUCGGUGCUGGAGCUUCCUCAGCGGUGGGGCAAGAGGUCAGAGUUCGAGGGCGGCAGAAGCGACGUCAGCUGCAAGACCAUCCCGGUGGCGGAGCGGUUCUUCACCAGCUCCGCGGCGGUGAGUCUGCGACAGGCGGCUUGGUACCCCAGCGAGACGGACGAGCCCCACCUGGUGCUGCUCUCAUCCGACAACACCAUCAGGUUUUACGGGCUGAAGUCUCCACAGACGCCGGGUAAAGUUUUAUCUCUGUCGCAGUCAGAAGAUGACAGCAGCGGUCAUCCUCCCGCCCGGUCCUUCGCAGCUUCUCUGGGAGAGAUUGCUGUCGCUUUUGACUUCGGGCCACUUUCAGCUCCACCUCGGCAGCUGCCAGGACUGUCCUCCAAAGACCAGCAGGUGUACCCUUUGUACAUCCUCUACGAAAACGGGGAGACCUACCUGAGCUACACCAGCCAGACAAACGGGGCGGUGAGUGUGAGUAAACCCGCCGGACCCCUCCCCAUGUAUCCUGCUGCAGAGGAUAAUUACGGCUAUGACGCCUGCGCCAUCCUCUGCCUGCCCUGCGUCCCCAGCAUCCUGGUCAUUGCCACGGAAACCGGCACGCUGUAUCACUGCGUGGUGCUGGAGUCAGAAGACGAGGAGGAGACCGUGGAGAAGUGGAUCCGAGGAGCAGAGGCGGUGCCGGCUCUUUACGUGUUCGAGUGUGUUGAGCUGGAGCUGACCCUCAAAGUGGCCACGGGCGAGGAUGAGGACCCCCAAGAGUUUGAUUUCACCUGCCCGAUCAGACUGCACAGAGACCCCCUCUGCCAGCACAGGUAUCACUGCACGCAUGAAGCGGGAGUGCACGGAGUCGGGCUAAUCUGGGUCAACAAGCUGCAGAAGUUCCUCCAGUCCGGGGAGGAGGAUAAGGACGGCCUCCAGGAGCUGGCCGCUGAGAAGCGCUGUAUCGUCGAGCACAUUCUUUGCACCAGACCCCUCCUAACCAGCCAGUCGUCUCCGGUUCGUGGCUUUUUGAUUGUGUCUGACCUUUCCCUGGGUGCCACUAUGAUCUGCAUCACCAGCAGCUUCGAGUGCAUCUUGUUGCCCCUGCUGAGCUCUGUGCGCCCUCCCUCCCCUCCCCUGCUGUGUUCCCAUCCCGGCCCAGGCUCCGUCAGCUCCCCUCUACGAGGACUGGCCGACGACUCCUUCGAGCAGCACAUCCGCAACAUCCUGGCACGCAGCUCCACUAAUCCUCUUGUGCUAAAGGCUGGCGACAAGGACAUGUCACCUCCUCCUCCGGAGUGUCUGCAGCUCCUCAGCAGAGCCACGCAGGUCUUCCGCGAGGAGUACAUCCUCAAGCAGGACAUGGCCCGCGAAGAGAUGCAGAGGAGGGUAAAACUUCUGACGGGCCAGAAGAAAAGGCAGCUGGAAGACAUGGCGCUGUGCAAGGAGGACCAAAAGAGUCUGAAAGAGGCGGCAGAGAGGUUGGCGGACAAAUACGAAGACGCAAAGUAUCGUCAGGAAACCAUCAUGAACAGGGUUAAAAAAGUGCUGGGCAGCCUUCAAAGCCACCUACCCAUACUGUCAAACAGCGAGAAGGAUAUGAGGAAGGAGUUGCAGACCAUCGGUGAUCAACUUAAACACCUGGACAACUCCAUCAAGCAGGUGAACAUGAAGAUGGAAUACCAGAAGACACAAGUGGACAAGAACGCACCGGCCGCCAGGACGUCAGUCUCACUGAAUGCCCACCAGAAGAAGGUGGUUCAGGAUGUCCUCAGAGAACAGGGACAGCAGAUCGGAGACAUGAUGAAACAAAUCAAAGACAUAAAAAACCACGUCAGUUUCUGAAAAACGGGUCGCUUUAGUCAUGCCUUACUUGGUGUAUGGGUGUUUGAAGAAUAGUUUGAAAUGAAAGAUAUUUUGUACACACUGAUACAUAUUUACCCCUCUUAAUAAAUCUGUGUUUCUAAAUAGA